Molecule: messenger RNA, 990 nt
Organism: Penaeus monodon (black tiger shrimp)
Lineage: Eukaryota; Metazoa; Arthropoda; Malacostraca; Decapoda; Penaeidae
Product: cilia- and flagella-associated protein 161-like
Exons: 8
Coding region: 1-990 (329 amino acids)
Biological process (GO): cilium assembly
Cellular component (GO): motile cilium
Source: RefSeq, a predicted model, not a curated record
AUGACUCAAAAUGCAAUGAGCAGGAAUAGGGGGGAGGUGGGCCGUGGUCCCGAUGGACUCCUACACUUCGGGGACACUGUCAUCAUUCACGCCCCUGUUGUGCAGCCGAGGAAAGGUUCCCCCGUGGAGUCCUUCCCUUGCACACUCCAGGCGACGCCCUCCAAGGCCGCACUCCUGAAGAACGUGUACCAUGAGGUGCCGAUCACGGCGCACCCUCAGCACCACAGGCCGAUCCUCAAGAACGUCUUCACGAUCUUGCCGCGCACCUCCGCUCACCCGAUGGGCAGCGAACUCACCUACGGCGCCCCCUUCAACCUGGUCCACGUAACCCCCAGCAGACAGCGACUCUACGUGACUUCCCCGGUGGGUUCGGCGCUCCACUCCGGCCGGGAGAGUCGCCGGCAGGAGGUUCUGCUGCAGGACGAGGAGAGCGCUCACUCCGCCUGGCGUCUGCAGCCCAGCGACCCCGCCCUCAGGCUCACCUACGAGGGGCAGCCGGUCGAGGUCGGAGCUCGUGUGCGGAUCUUGCAGACGAUGACGAACCAGCCGCUGGUUGUGGAGGAGGAGUUUUCCACGAAGACAAUCUAUGGCCAGGAACAGCAAGUGAGCGUGGGCGUGGUGAAUCGAGCGACCACACGAGCCGCCCACGUCCUCUGCCUCCUCACCUGGACGCGGAGGACGCCCACGCAGGAGGAAAUGGAGCAAGAACGAGACAGGAAGCAACGAGAAGAGGAGGACGUGAUGCAGGAAGAGAGGGAGAGGCAAAGGAGGGAACUGGAAGAGGAGGAAGAGAGGAGGAGAGAAGCGGAGAGAGAACUGGAGGAAAAGACGCAAGGGAUGAGGCUGGUGUUGGAUAAGGAUGAGUCGGAGGAUGAGGGCGAGAGGGUGGGCAUUAAUGAAGACAAUGAAAAUAAUGAUACUCCUGAUUGCUUUGAUCUGCAUCAUGAUCAUGUUAGAUCUCCAGUGAAUGAAAUGGGAAAAUCCACUUAA